Messenger RNA from Teleopsis dalmanni, 2144 nucleotides. It is a transcript of the gene prt, whose product is annotated as synaptic vesicular amine transporter. Gene Ontology annotation, biological process: transmembrane transport; aminergic neurotransmitter loading into synaptic vesicle. Gene Ontology annotation, molecular function: serotonin:sodium:chloride symporter activity. The record is from RefSeq and is a predicted model, not a curated record. Gene Ontology annotation, cellular component: terminal bouton; synaptic vesicle membrane. The transcript has 9 exons. Lineage: Eukaryota; Metazoa; Arthropoda; Insecta; Diptera; Diopsidae. Bases 214 to 2022 code for a protein of 602 amino acids.
UUGUAUAUGUUAAAUUCUCCGUAUCCAUAAUUGAAUAGAAGAAGGCAAAAUAAUUGUUAAGUGAUAUAUUAUCAAUUUAUGCAAAAUCGUAGCAUAUGGCAAGUUGAAGUCAAUGAGAAAACCUCUCUGUCGUUGCAAACGAUUUUCAUAGUCGGUUCUUAUUGAGUCGUUUGGGUUUAUUAAACGAUACAGUGUAUUGCGGUAGUUAGUAAAAUGCCUGAAUUUCCGCCGGAAACACCAGUUUCAAGUGAAACUCAUCGCGGUACUACUUUGAAUAUUGCGAGUGGAACGCGUUCCUCCACUCCAAAUUUUGGUCAUACGAAUCGUUGUACGAUUGCGGUGAUUGUCUACUUUGCUUUAUUAUUGGAUAAUGUUUUACUCACAGUUAUUGUGCCUAUUUUACCGGGUUAUCUAGCCUCCAUUGACAAUAAAACACAUUAUACUUCACUGGACACAGUCGGCGGUUUUAAUGCUGCCACAAGUCAAAGUGGCAGCGCAAUAUUACCACAAAAUAUAGCAUAUAGAAAUCUGGAUGGUUCGCCAAAUCUACAAGCAGUUUUAACAAAACAUCCCAUUCCCGCAGGAAAAUCAAUGGUGAACUUCACACUACCACCUACAGCAAUCGAGGACAAGUCUGCCUCUGCAGCCACAACAGCAGCACAAAGGCAAAUUAAACAUCUGGUGAGUAGCGGAAAUGGCACAACCAUAAAAAAUAUAACAGCCGGAAACAACAAUACCGUUAACAAUUCGUCAAAUGGCAGACGUGAUGAAGGAAAAAAUGGAAGAAACACCAUGGAUACACUCUCGAGUGAGAAUGGUUCAAUUGGUAUUUUGUUGGCUAUGAAAGCAUUAGUUCAAUUGAUUUUUAAUCCAAUUGUGGGUAACUUAUCUAGCAAACGUUUCGGUUAUCGUGUACCCAUAGUUGCUGGAACAUUUUUUCUCUUGGUGUCAUCCUUAGUUUUCGCUAUUGGAGAAGCGUACUUUACGCUUUUACUUGCACGUGCUAUACAAGGUAUUGGUUCGGCUUGCAUUGGAGUCUGUGGCAUGAGUUUAGUGGCACAAAGUUAUCCAGAGGAGGGGCGUCGUUCUAAAGUAAUGGGCAUCAUUUUGGGUAGCAUUGCGUUGGGCGUAUUAUUGGGUUAUCCAUUUGGUGGCAUACUUUAUGAUUUAAUUGGAAAGUCGGCACCAUUUAUUAUACUAUCGGCAAUCAUAUUUCUCAACUUAGCUAUGCAAUUGGUAACAAUGGAUUUAUCAGUACAACCUGAGUUAAUCGCUGAUGCUGGUGAACAAAAACAACAAAAAUGGCAGCCAAUCAUACAAAAUAAAAUGAUAAUGGCCAUUGUCAUUGCUCUAUGGUUAUCUACGUCUACAAUGGCUAUAUUGGAACCUUGUCUCCCAAUUUGGUUACUGCAGUAUAUAAAACCAACAAACUGGCAACUAGGCACUGUUUUUAUACCAGAUUCAGUUGGAUAUUUUGUAGGUACAAAUUUUUUUGGUACUGUUGCCUAUAAAUACGGACAAGUCAAGGUUUCCUGUAUAUCACUUCUAUUAGUUGGUAUAUCAUCUAUACUGAUACCAAGUGCUACGACUGUGGCGCAAUUGCUGCUUCCACAUUUCGGACUAGGUUUAGGAAUAGGAAUUAUUGAUGCAGCGCUAGUACCAUUGUUAGCAACUUUUGUUGAUUCUGCUAUGCCGCAAGAUGAGCAAAUAGAUGCAGAUAAUUUGGCUAAUACAAAUUCAAUGUCCAGCUAUGGCACCGUUUAUGCCAUACAGCAAACUUCUGUUAGUCUUGCUUACGGUUUAGCUCCAUUGAUAGGCGGUGAAUUAGCACAAGCAUUAGGUUUUGCUUGGAUAAUGCGCAUAGUCGGCUUUUUUAAUAUGUUAUAUGGUCCAGUACUUGUGUGCCUUUAUCAAAAAUAUGAUCCAAAGACAAUGCGAGAAAAGCAGAAUGAACUGCUUUUAACCAAUACUGGACGUGGUUCGCAGUAUAAGCAACUCUAUAAUUCAAUCGAUGCAGAAUGAAAAGGAUUAUUGACCUAUAGCACGUUGAAAACAAUAUAGCAAUAUCAUCAUUAAAUGGCACAUUUUUAAGCUAGUUUUACUUUAUGUUUAAUUUACUUUACUUUAAAAUAAUGUUUUCUUAU